AGGUUGGUACAAAUGAUCAAAUUUACCGAUACGGUGUAACCGUUCUCGUCCAUUUUGAGUCUUGCUUUGCAACGGAAAGUCACCGGUAAAUAUCGGCGUGUGAAUUAAGAUAAAAAUUAACUAUUAUUUUUAUUAAUAAUUGUCUCAAUUAUUAAAUAAAUAGCUCCAAGCAUAUAUUUAGAAUAUUUUAGUAUUUUAUAUAAAAUAAAAUGACUAAAGUUAAAUCUAAUGGAAAAGGUGCAGAUCAAACUCUGAAUAAACCAUCUAAAGUUGUUAAGGAUAAUCCUAUUAAGAAAAAUAAAAAUAAGAAUAAUAAAUUUGCUAAAACAGUGGUUAGUAAAGUACACUUGAUGGAUGAUAAGAAAACACAAAGUAAUCAGAACAAUAUGAAUCAAUCUAAUAACAAACAGAAACAAAAAAAGAAUUCGGAAGUACCGGUUAAUAAUAACAAUGCUUCUCAACAAAAGAAUAAAAAGAAAUCCAACAAACAAUUUGUUAAAGACAACAAGAAUUUGGCAUCGAAGAAAACUAAAUCCGAUGAAUCUUUGGAUGAUACGAAUGAGGAUAUAACAGCGUGUGAUAGUAGUAGUAGUGUUUCAGCAAAUGAUAGUAAUAUUAAUAUACAAGAUAUUUUAGGAAAAAGUUUGGGGGACAAUACGGAUGAGGAUGAUACAGAUUUUGUUGAAGAUGAAGAACCCGAUGAAGACGAGUAUGAAUAUAAUAGUGAUGUAGACAAUUCUGCUUCGUUGAAUAAAGGAGUGAAAAUGUUUAAAGGAAUUAAAAAUACUGAUAAUGAUUCUACCGAUGAAAUUGAAGAUGAUUAUGAAAGCGAUGAAGACUUAGACGAUGAAUUAGAGGAAGAUGAUGAUGAUGAUGAUGAUGAUGAGGAUGAGGAUGAAAAUGAUGUUGCUGAUGAUGAUGAUGACGAUGAUGAUGAUGAUGAGGAUGAAAAUGAUGUUGCUGAUGAUGAUGAUGAUGAUGAUGAUGAAGAUGAUGAUGAAGAUGAUGAGGAGGAUGAGGAAGAUGAGGAGGAGGAAGAGACUGGUCCUGGUUUGAAAGAUCUUUUAGCAAGCAGUAUUGCUACCGACGAUGAUGAUGAUGAAGAUUUCAAAGAUGAUGGUCAAGAUGAUGAAGAUAUUGAUAUAAGCGAUGAGUCGGAUUCUGAAGUAGUUAAAAAAAAGGUUUCUUCUGAAUCCAAAAAUGAUUCGAGAACAAUUUUUAUCAGCAAUAUUCCGAAACAAGUAACGAAGGAAGAAAUUAGGAAAUUAUUUAAGAAAUUCGGUGAAAUCGAAAGUAUUAGAGUAAGAUCGGUAAUACCUAUUGAUUUGAAAAUGUCUAAAAAAGUAGCUGCUAUAAAAAAAAAGAUUCAUCCAAAAGUUGAGACUAUCAUUAUGUUUAUUAUAUAUAAAUUAGAGGAAGGUGCUAAGAAAGCAACAAGUAUGAAUGGAAAACAAUUGAAAGGGAAUUAUUUGAAAGUAGACAUUGUUGAUAAGAAUUCAAGAAUUAAACCAGACGAAAAGAAAGCUGUCUUUUUAGGAAAUUUACCUUUCACAAUCCAAGAUAAUGAUCUUUGGGAACAUUUCAAACCGUGCGGAGAAAUUCAUUCAGUACGAUUAAUCAAAAAUAAAAAAUUGGGUAUAGGAAAAGGAAUAGGAUAUGUUAAUUUCAAAAAUGAAGAUUCUGUAUCUUUAGCAUUGGAAUUAAAUGGAUCAACUCUUCUAAAUCGAGAGAUACGAGUACAACGGUGUUCUGUAAAUGACCAAAAAGAAAAGAAAUUAAUCAACAAGAAAAAACGAUCAUUCCCAGUUGUAAAGAAAGUUAAAUCUAAUAAAAAGUUCAAAUCUAGCGAUAGCGAUGGAACUACUCCAACAGAAAAUGAUAAAAAGAAAUUGAAAACUAAGAACGAAUCGCAAAAAAAUAACAGCCCAAAUGCAUCAAAAAAGGUAGCUACUUCUUUUCAAGGACAGAAAGCCAAAGUAGAAAAGAAAAAGAAGAUGACGUCUAAGCUAAUGAAAAAUUAUUUGAAAACAUAUAAAAACUAAUUAAGUUUUUACGUUUUUCUUCAUCCAUGUACAGAAUAUAUUUAAGUGCACAGAAUCUUCUGCCAUAGAUAUUGUAUCGUAUUUUUUUGUUCACUUUUAAGUUCUUUUAUAUUUAGUUAAACAUGAUAUGAAGUCACAUUUUACCGUUAUUAUCAUAAUCGUUGAAUAACGAAGUUUAUAACAUUAUUUUAAAAAAAAAUGACUCUUUUUUUAAAACUUGUAAACAAUAAGAAAAUAAUUGAUUUU
This is a messenger RNA of Polistes canadensis, 2288 nucleotides long. Its product is annotated as nucleolar protein 12-like. The transcript is spliced from 5 exons. The record is from RefSeq and is a predicted model, not a curated record. Lineage: Eukaryota; Metazoa; Arthropoda; Insecta; Hymenoptera; Vespidae. Bases 210 to 2042 code for a protein of 610 amino acids. Gene Ontology annotation, molecular function: RNA binding.